CUGCCCUCUGCACGAGUAAGACUACACGCUAGGUUAAGCACUAAAUUGGGGAACUGUCCAGUGACAGCAGAUAAACACCUGCUCGUACAGAUCAUCCUGAGCCGGAGUUGACGGGAACUGCUUUAAUACAACAAACAUUUGGACCAGUAAUAGAUCCAAGACGUGAGGAUUUGGACUUGAAAAUGUCAGCCGUGAAAAACAAGACAAAAGAAUACUUGACCGUAAAGGAUCUGCAGAAGGUUUUGGACUCAUGCAAACUGCAUCUCAAUGAAGUUGACGAAGUCUGGCCAAAAAUAUACAUAGGGAAUGUGGCAGUAGCCCAAAACAAGGCUGCCUUGCUGAAAUUAGGUAUAACUCAUGUAUUAAACGCUGCACACUCCAAGCGAGGCAGCAUAGGGAACCAAAGCUUUUAUGGCCACGGCUUUGUGUAUUGUGGCAUUCCAGCAGAUGACUCGACGCACUUUGAUCUGGAUGUUUACUUCCAGCCUGCAGCUGAUUUCAUUCAUAAAGCUCUGAAGACACCUGAUGGGAAAGUUCUGGUGCACUGCAUCAUGGGAAUGAGUCGGUCAUCCACUUUGGUGUUAGCCUACCUCAUGAUCUACCGUCACCUCACACUCAAGAAGGCUUUGCAGAAAUUGAUCCAGAAGAGAGCUAUCUACCCCAACAGGAAUUUCUUGGCUCUGCUGUUGGAUCUGGAUCUUCAGCUGACGAGAAAUAAGAAAACAUGUCAGAUCCUGUAAUCAAAGAGAGGUUUACACUUCUUAGUCAAACAGCUGUGUGGUUUCAAGAGAGACGGCGACGCCGGUCUGUCUGUCUGUCGGUGCAGACUGAAAUAUUUCUACGGCUGAUGAAUUGUCAUGAAAUUUGGUUCCACUGCGACUGAAUUUUUGUCAAACUCAGCUGUGCUUUGCGAUUAACACUAAUAAUAUAUCACAUUACAAAGGAAAGAAAAAGGAGAAUGGGAAAGCUGAACACCAAGGAGCGUCACGAUUCUCCAAAUCCAUGAUUUAACUUUUAAGUGAUAUAUAUAUAUAUAUAUAUAUAUGAAAUAAAUAACAACAAAAAUAAUAAUAGUAUUAUAGAUAGAUAAAAAGUUUACUUGGCUUGACUAGUGGAUUUGUUAUGAGAAGUGUGCCUCUCCCGGUGCCAGCUCAUUGCCGCAGUCACAGAAAAAGUGAAAAGUGCUUCAAGCUAUACAGGAUAGUUAAGUUACUUUACUCACACGUAACGUGGAUAGGUAAUAGAUACUGAACGGUCGUGUGUAUUGCUGCUACACGUGGAAAGUUUCUUGAUGUAUUUUUUUUUACUUUAUAACACGGAUGGCGACAUAUAAACGCAUCACAUUAUAGCAAGAAAACAUUUCCGUUGUAACAACAUACUAUUUAUUUUGUUAUAACAUAAAAAUGUUUGAGGUUGUAACGUGAUAACGUAGGUUGUUAAGUUUGUAACAUGAAGAGUUUCACGUUAUAACGAGCUGUUAUAGUUGGUCGCCGGUUGCGGGAAAGGUUGCGGGAAGGUAGGCGGGUAAAAAAAAAAGGAAAAUCUUGCAGUUAAACACCAACAUGCUAAACAUUAGCUUUAUAUACGUUAACAUGUUUACAUACUAAACUUACACUUUACAUUAGCAAAUGAACAUGCUAAUGUUAUCAUUCUGACAUGGUUUUGUAAAUAUUCGCUGCUAAUAGCACGUUAACAUCCAGCAGCAUGCUGGUUGCAGGCAUGUUAACACGCUAGCACACUGCACAGCUGAGCCUGAGUACAGUUGAGGCUGACAAAGUCAACGUCAAACUGGGAGAAAGUUGCACCAAAUCUGUGCCUGACAAGUCUGAGGUGUGGCGAUAAUAACAUAACCUCAGUAUCUAACUAAAUUGCUACCGGAGCUAUAGGCUUUGUUGGGGUUUUUUAAAAAUGUUUUUGGAGGCAGUAAUGUUAAAAACAAAGAACAUCGACAGUUUGGUUGCAAAACAAAUUAAAAAUUAUUGUAAUGUGAAGUGAAGACUGAACAAUGAAUGCUAUAUAAUAAUUAUAAUAAGAUUUUAGGACUAUUUUAUGUCUACAGCGCACUCUUGUAAGAUGUUUCUUUCUUCAACGUCUCACUUUGUAUUACAUCAGAAUGGACCAAAUGUCUUAUGGAAAAUGUUUUUUUUUAACUCUGUAGAGGACUCAUUAAAUAUAGUUUGUUUUUUUAAGUCAACAUUCAAAAAAUGGGAAUCAAUUUACAGCACCUGUCUCUGUGCCCCCUUCACUGUUCACAGUAUGAAACUCCUUUGGCGUACUAGUGAAGUCAGUUUGAUCAACACUGUACAUCAGAAGGUUUCAGGUCUUUUGAUUGUCAUCUGUAGACACAUUAGAAGGCACACAGACUCAUCUGUUAUAUACAAUGGUAGAGUUUGACACCAGUGAUUCCCGUAUGUUAUAAAUCAUUGUGUCUCAAACUCGCUAUAUCACACUCCUACACACAACAUUAAAAUGAGUUUACUGUGAAUAAACAAAUAGUAUGUGGAAAACUACAUGACACUGGAGUCAGAUAUUUUA
This is a messenger RNA of Larimichthys crocea (large yellow croaker), 2535 nucleotides long. Its product is annotated as dual specificity protein phosphatase 13. The record is from RefSeq and is a predicted model, not a curated record. Lineage: Eukaryota; Metazoa; Chordata; Actinopteri; Sciaenidae. The transcript is spliced from 3 exons. Gene Ontology annotation, molecular function: protein tyrosine/serine/threonine phosphatase activity; MAP kinase phosphatase activity. Bases 183 to 740 code for a protein of 185 amino acids. Gene Ontology annotation, cellular component: cytoplasm. Gene Ontology annotation, biological process: negative regulation of MAPK cascade; protein dephosphorylation.